AUGGGCUGCGGCGCGUCGCGGGUCGCGCAUCAUCACGACGACGACGCGAGGUCGCGCGAGCGCCAGAGCUGGGCGUACGGCGGCGGCACGCCCGCGUCGCCGUGGUCCUCGCUCGAGGACAAGCUCGGGCACGAGCUCGAGGCGGAGCGACGCGGCGACGGGAUCCCUCGCGCGGAGAUCGACGCGAUGCGCGCGGCGUACGUCGCGGCGCUGCGCGAGUACGGCAGCGGCGACGCGAAGCGCGGGCGGAAACUCUCCGCGAACAAGCUCGGCAUGCUGCAUCCGGAGGCGCGAGGGAAUCCGCUCGCGCCGCGCAUCUUCGCGUCGUUCUCGUCCACGAGGGACGGCAAGCUGUCCGAGGAGGACUGGAUCGCCGCGUGCGUCGUCAUGCACGGCGAGUUCGGCAGCGUCGCGAACAAGGCGCGGACGGCGUUUCAGGCGCGUUCACGUUUAAUACGCCGGUUCCCACCGUACGACCGCGUCGGCGCGUACAACUUCGACGGCGUCGGCGACCUCUCCGAGGACGACCUGCGGCGAGCCUUCGGGGUCGUGCUGGGGGAGGCGCUGUCCGCGCAGCAGAUCGAGGUGCUCGUGCAGAACAUGAUGCGCAAGUUCGACGACAACGGCGACGGGAUGAUCGACGAGGCGGAGUUUCGAAGGUUUCUCUCCGCGGAGGAUUACGAGCUGAGGUGCGUUCUAUACACUGGUCCCCAUACGACCGCGUUGGCGUGGUGA
Molecule: messenger RNA, 735 nt
Organism: Micromonas pusilla CCMP1545
Lineage: Eukaryota; Viridiplantae; Chlorophyta; Mamiellophyceae; Mamiellales; Mamiellaceae
Exons: 2
Coding region: 1-735 (244 amino acids)
Biological process (GO): protein dephosphorylation; calcineurin-mediated signaling
Cellular component (GO): calcineurin complex
Molecular function (GO): calcium-dependent protein serine/threonine phosphatase regulator activity; phosphatase binding; calcium ion binding
Source: RefSeq, a predicted model, not a curated record